UUCCAAAGAGGUUUGUGCGCUCGUGCCGGAGUUCUCCCAAACUGUCCUGGGACCACGAGCAGAGAAGAGAACAGUCUAUCCAACUUCCCUCUCGACUCUUUGGACUUUGUUUCUCAGGGAUGGCUGCAUCUAUCCUGGAGGAGGAAGCUCGUUAUGGCUCCAGUUCUUUUGCUAUGCUAACCGCCACCUGCAACAAGUUUGGAAGCCCUGUGAGGGACUCAGCCACACCUGGAAAGACCGGCACCGACAGCACCGUUCCAGGCAAGAAGCAGUAUAGCAUGACCGUAGACCUCCAGAAGAACGGCAGGGGAGGGGAGAGCAUUGAGAACUCCUAUACUGGGUUGUUCAGCUCCGGAGGGAGGCUACUCGCACCCACCGCGAGUCCACCACCGUCUUCUGGGGGGUACACGUCUGAGUACAACCCAUUCUCCCACUCCUUCCAGACCUCUAUGUCCCAGGAGCAGUCCUUGCUGGUGUCCAAGGCCCACGGCACAGCCGACUGUCUGACCAGCGUCUACACCUCCCUGGACAUGACCCACCCUUACGGCUCCUGGUACAAGGCUGGCAUCCACCCCGGCAUCACCGCUGCCCCCUCCAAUGCCACAUCCUCCUGGUGGGAAGUCCACCCCAACACCAACUGGUUAAGUGCUGCCCAGCCCCAGACGGACAGCCUCCAGGGCUCCCUCCAGCCCAUCCCUCCCCAAGCUUCCCUCAGCCCCCAGCUGCCCAGCUAUGCCUCUGACUUCACCUCCAUCAAUGCAGCUCAGUACCCCUCAGUGAGCCUGGGCUCCUCAUCACACCUCCUCCAGUCCUCCCAGCACAUGCUGCCUCAGGACAUGUACAAGCCCAAGCAGGUGUCCGGCGGGGGGCUGAUGGAGAAUCAGAUGGGCCUGAAGCCUGCAGCUGGAUCACGAGGGUAUGGAGGAACCACCACUGGCAGGUCCACCUGUGACUGUCCCAACUGCCAGGAGUUGGAGCGUCUGGGGGCCUCAGCUGCAUCCCUGAGGAAGAAGCCUGUCCAUAGCUGCCACAUCCCAGGGUGUGGGAAAGUCUAUGGGAAGGCCUCGCAUCUCAAGGCCCACCUCCGCUGGCACACUGGAGAGAGACCCUUCGUCUGCAACUGGCUGUUCUGUGGGAAGCGAUUCACACGCUCCGACGAACUGGAGAGGCAUGUCCGCACGCACACGCGGGAGAAGAAGUUCACCUGCCUGCUGUGUAACAAGAGAUUCACCCGCAGUGACCACCUCAGCAAGCACCAGAAGACGCACGCAGAGUCUGCCCUGCAGCAGGGAAAGACCGGGGAGGGAGAGACCCAGGACACCAGGAAUGAGGAGAUGGCAGACCCCAAUAAACCCAACACGGCCAUGCAGAAUAAUGGAGGAGUCCCUGGUGACCCUACUAACAAAGGAGAGAAAACUGGUUCAGGCAAUGGGGUGGAAAUGAGCAGUGGACUGCUGGAGAUCUAACUUCAUUCUAUAUGUUGUCUUGUAGGGUUAGUUGUUGCACCAUUGUUGUGCUGCAAAGUUAACUAUGUAGCUAAAAACAAACAUCAUUCUUUUGUAUUAGUACAUGCUUCCCACACUCUGACAUUGUUUGUCAAAGGAUGCAUUUGACAUUGAUCAAGAUAACCGGACAGGCAGGUUGAAAAUACACAUUCUGUGGACCACACACACACAUGUACACACAGCCACCACACACAACAUUUCUUCAUUUUCUGCAAGAGCAGAGGUAAAAUUACUAGGAAGCCAAAGAAGAAAAUAAGUGUAGAUAGCAUGAGGGAGUUUAUGGGGUAUUGCUUACUCCAUAAAGUUUCAUUUUGUACUUUAUUACUUCAGUAAGAAACAGACAAGUAGUGGUUUAAUCUGAUACUGCAUACAUUUUGUUUUUGGGUUUGCAAAUGUGUGUAUGUAUGCUUCCUCUGAUGUAUUAUUUAAUUUUCUAUUUACACAAAUAAUCUAAUUUAUGUCUUAUAUUAUAAGACUUAAAGAUGAUCUUGCAUUGUGCAGACUGCGUAUUAUUGCCUAAUAAAUGGCAAGUUAAAGCUGGCCAUUGAUGAUAAUUUAGUAAUUAAGAUUUUUGUUGUUUCUUUUAUUUAUUGAUUAUAACUAAGAUGCUGUUGUUGGUGCUGUAGUGUUUGAAGGCUUAGUUGUUUCUGAAAACUACUAUUUCUACAUAACCUUUCUAUUGUGAAGUCUGCACACCUGCCACGUUGAUAGUUGAUGAAAGCCUUUAGUGGCUUGGCUGAUUCUAGAGCAGUGUUAUUUUUCUGCCCUUCUCUGUAUUGUUGAUUAACCUCUUUACAACUAACUGUAAUGAAAAUGACACUUGCAACAACAAUAUUAAAACACUUAAGUUAGA
Messenger RNA from Oncorhynchus tshawytscha (Chinook salmon), 2358 nucleotides. RefSeq names its product transcription factor Sp7-like. The record is from RefSeq and is a predicted model, not a curated record. Gene Ontology annotation, molecular function: DNA-binding transcription factor activity, RNA polymerase II-specific; RNA polymerase II cis-regulatory region sequence-specific DNA binding. Gene Ontology annotation, biological process: regulation of transcription by RNA polymerase II. NCBI's taxonomy places the organism in Eukaryota, Metazoa, Chordata, Actinopteri, Salmoniformes, Salmonidae. Bases 120 to 1466 code for a protein of 448 amino acids. The transcript is spliced from 2 exons.